Hibiscus syriacus is the source of this 4284-nucleotide messenger RNA. RefSeq names its product BRCT domain-containing protein At4g02110-like. The coding region runs from base 229 to 4182 and encodes 1317 amino acids. The record is from RefSeq and is a predicted model, not a curated record. Lineage: Eukaryota; Viridiplantae; Streptophyta; Magnoliopsida; Malvales; Malvaceae. The transcript has 10 exons.
UCUCACUUCACUGUUCUCUACUCUUCCUCGACAAGUUUUGUGAACCCCAAAACUCCUAUAUUUUCCCCUCACUUUCACAUUUUAUUUCCACAAUCAUUGGAUUAGAUCUUUGUUUUUCAGGAUUUUAUUAACCUCGAUUCGUCUCUAUUUCUAAGGAAUCAAAAUUUCCUCUCUUGUUCCAGUUACCCUAAUUUUGGCAAUUCUCUGUAAAGGUUAGCCUUCGAUCCAAUGCUGGAAUCCGAUACUCCCUCGAAAACGUUUCUCGGCGUUCGUUUUUGUCUUUACGGCUUCGAUCCCGUCAACGAGCAUGAGGUUCGAGUAAAGCUCAUUACCGGCGGCGGCGUUGGUGUGGGUCAGUGUAACCAGAAUUGCACUCAUUUGAUUGUUGAUAAGAUUGUAUACGAUGAUCCUGUAUGUGUUGAUGCUCUAAAUGAUGGCAAAACAGUUGUCACUGGAUUAUGGGUUGAUCAUAGUUUUGAUGUCGGAAUGCCUCUUGAUGCUACUUCGAUUAUGUACAGACCUCUUAGGGACUUAGAUGGAAUUCCUGGUGCUAAAAGUUUAAUUGUAUGCUUGACUGGAUACCAGAGGCAAGAUCGAGAUGACAUUAUGACAAUGGUUAGCUUGAUGGGUGCUCAAUUUUCUAAACCUCUGGUUGCAAGCAAAGUCACUCAUCUAAUAUGUUAUAAAUUCGAAGGAGAGAAGUAUGAGCUUGCUAAGAAAAUCAAGAAGAUAAAGCUUAUCAAUCACCGCUGGUUGGAAGAUUGUAUAAGAGAAUGGGAAAUUCUUUCAGAAGCUAACUAUAGCAAGAGUGGUUAUGAGUUAGAGAUAAUGGAAGCUGAAGCCAAAGAUUCUGAUGAAGAGGCUGAAGAAACUACAUUGAAGCAUUCUGGGCAACAGAGUAUGAAUAGGAGCCCUCAUAAUUUGAGAGCUGAAAUGCUCAGUUCCCGUGAAUUGCCCGCAACUGUUGAAGUGUCAACUUCGACUAUGCCCAAACAUUCACCAAAUACCAAGGAAGUUUUAGUGACACCUGAGAAGUUUCAUCAAGGCACAAGCAUCAAUAAUGCUUCAUCUACUAAGCUAGCUCAACCAGGCAACAGAAGCCCAAAUUCUACAAAUAUGGAUAAUUACUUGGAACCUACCUCUAAGAGCCCCUCGUUAUCCAAUCAGAUGUUCACUGGCAUAAGUUACUCAAGGAAAACACCAAGCAAAUCAUCAAGAACUUCUACGCUUCCAAAUUUAUCUAGGGAGGAAUCUGGAAACAAUAGUGGCUCUCCUCAAGCUAUGAAAAUCAAGAAUGUAUCUGAUGUUUCUUCCUCUAAAAUGCAGCAACCAGAGGAAAGAACUGGUUCUUGUUUUGAUAGAUCUCCAUGGAAAGGAAGUGAUCUGUGCCAUGCCAACGACUCAGCUGGUAUAUUGCCUCAGAAAAGAGCUUUGGAACUUUCUUGUAGUAGCUCUAAAUCACAAAAGACGAGUAAUGCAAAAGCUUCUGUCAAGGGCAGCGCACUAGAUACUGAACGAUGGGAACGGAGAUCCCUGGGUGAACAGCCGCAGAUUAACGACUACUCAGUGAAUGAGACUGGUUGUCUGAAUAGUUUACAUAGUUCAUGUGCCAAGUUGUUGACUGAUCUUUUUUCCUCUGAAACUGUUACUCCUGAGGACAGACAGAGAAGUAGUGAUGAGAAGUCUCCUGGCAUGUCCUUUAGGGGGUAUAGAGUGUCCACCUUUGCAGGUAAGCCAGAUAUGCAAAAUGAGAUUGCUUAUGAGAAGUCACCACAUAUGUCUUUCACGGAAUUAAGAGAGUCCACCCCAGCAAGCAGAUCAAAUAUUGAAGAUUACAGCCAAGAACAGGCACAAGUGGGCGGAGAGCCAGGUGUGCUGCAGAAUAAGCAGCAAGUUGUUGAGGUGGCUUCACUUGAUGAUAGAAAACUGCGGAAUGAAAAUUCUCAUAGCCCUUCUAAUUUGGUUGUGCUUGAAGGAGGAAAUGAUAAGUCAGUGAGAAAAUCAGUUAGCAAGAAGCUUGCAAAACUGACAAAACCGGUGAACAAGCCAGAUAUGCAAAGUGAGAAUGCUGGUGAGGAAUCACCCCAAAUGUCCUUCAAGGGAUUAAGAGAGACCACCUCUGCAAGCAGAUCAAAUAUCAAAGAAUACGGCUUAGAACAAUUACAAGUUGUUGGAGAGCACAAUGAGCUGAAGAAUAAGCAGCAAGAUGUUGAGGUUCCUUCAUUUGAUGAAAGAAAGCCAGGAAAUGAAGGUUCCCAUAGCCCUUCUGACUUGAAUGUGCUUGAACGAGGAAAUGAUAAGUCAACGACAAAACCAGUUACCAAGAAGCUUAAGAAAAAGACCUUGGGUUCUCGACCAAAACUAAGUAACAUUGCUAACAGAAAAGGUUCUAUUUACUCUAGCAAAAUUUCUUCGGAAAAUCGUUCUACAAUUUCCUUGGAUGGUGAGAGUAAAAGAGCAACUCAUAAGAGUGCCAGUGAGCAUGAGACAUCCCCUCCAACUAUUAACCUGGAUUCAGCUAAGGAUAUCAAAAUAGUUGCAAAAUGUCAAACUUCCGUUACUAGUAAGACUCAAUUCAUGGAUGAUGAAACUCAAGCUCCAGAUGAGGAAGAUGAAAAUGAUCCUAAGACAGCUGAAAAAGAGAAGUCCGAGUUGGUUGAAUUGAUGGGUAAAGUAGAUACAUUUGUAGAAGUGGAACAUGUCAGCCAUGAUUCCAAUGUGGCUCAAGAUGGGAGUUCAAUUGCCCCGGAGAAUGGAACAAAUGGAACUGAUCCUGAGAGGGCAGCUGAUAGCAAGAAUUCUGAAUUAGGUGAACCAACUUUGAUGUGUGGUGGUUUGAAAAAGAAAGCAAACAAAAGGAUUAAACAGCCUGCCGGUAGAGCCAUGAUGAAGGCUGAUCCUUCUAAUUCCACAAACAAUUUGGUUGGGCAAAAUAGUAGUGUCCCGAAGAACGUUGAGGAGAAAGAAAAUGAAAAAGAGAAUUUCAUGCUACAUUCUGCUGCCAAACCAAAAGGCAACAUUGCAUCUUCGAAAGUGGAAAUAUCUGGGGCAGCAGGCAAGAGUAGCCCAGUCUGUCACGUGGAGGUUUCUGGGAAAUCAAUUGGUAAAUCCAGCAACAGAACAGUGAAGACUAAUGAAAAAUUCCAGAAGGUUGACUCUAACAGGCAACCGCUGCAAAAGGUUUUGGACAGAGUGAAAAAUGAGCCUAUAUGUUUUAUAUUAAGUGGCCACAGACUGCAGAGAAAAGAAUUUCAGCAAGUCAUUCGGCGAUUGAAAGGCAAAUUUUGUAGAGACUCUCAUCAAUGGUCAUACCAGGCAACACAUUUCAUUGCCCCAGAUCCAGUUCGUAGGACUGAAAAAUUCUUUGCUGCUGCUGCAUCUGGAAGGUGGAUUCUUAAGUCUGAUUAUUUAAGUGCUUGUAAUCAGGCAGGAAAAUUCUUGGCAGAGGAGCCUUAUGAAUGGCACAAAAAAGGCCUCAGUGAAGAUGGUGCAAUAAACUUAGAGGCUCCAAGGAAGUGGCGUCAGUUACGGGAGAGAACAGGACAUGGAGCAUUUUAUGGAAUGCGCAUUAUUGUAUAUGGAGAAUGCAUUGCUCCCCCUUUGGAUACUUUGAAGCGUGUGGUGAAAGCCGGGGAUGGUGAUAUUUUAGCAACAUCCCCCCCUUACACAAGAUUCCUCAAAUCUGGCGUCCAUUUCGCUGUUGUUAGCCCUGGCAUGCCACGUGUUGAUAUGUGGGUUCAAGAGUUUUUAAAACAUGAGGUACCCUGUGUUGUUGCCGACUACCUAGUGGAAUAUGUAUGUAAACCUGGUUACUCCCUGGAGAGACAUGUUCUAUACAACACACUCGAAUGGGCAGAGAAGUCGAGUAGUAACUUGACAAGCCGAGCCGAAGAGAUUGUUGAGGACUCGACCCCAGAUGAGUCACCAAAUCACACGGAAGGUAAUGAUAUAACAUGCCAAGUUUGCGGCUCUGGUGACAGAGGAGAGGUCAUGCUGAUCUGCGGUGAUGAAAAAGGUUCAGUAGGUUGUGGAGUUGGCACUCACAUUGAUUGUUGUGAUCCUCCGCUCGACGCUAUUCCUGAGGAGGACUGGUUUUGUCCCAAGUGUAGCAGAAGCAACAUAAACAAAACGUCUUCUUCCAAGAAAAGGAAAAAGGGUGCCUCUCGGCCAAAGGGCAGGUAAUCUUCCGGUGCUUAGCUUUUGAAACUGUAGAGACCUGUUCAUUGUAGAAUUGCUUAGAAUUAGUUUUGCUUGUCUAAUGGUGUAGGAAUAUUAACAUAUUUC